This is a messenger RNA of Symbiodinium natans, 252 nucleotides long. NCBI's taxonomy places the organism in Eukaryota, Dinophyceae, Suessiales, Symbiodiniaceae. The record is from the annotation of a GenBank genome assembly.
AUGAUUGUGAAGCCGGUUAUGAGAACUGGCUCCAUGGCUGGUCGCAGGCCAAGAAGAUCUGGUGCUGCUUCCACAGAGAUCGUGGUUGUGAUGACUCGGCAGUGGGGAUCGCAGCAUUUCGGAUUCAUGAGGUAUGACUGCAAUGAUGACGAUGACAACUGGGAGGUCGGCUGGUCAGGCAGCAAGAAGGACUGGUGCUGCCAGCACAAGAGCAUAGGGUGCUCAAAAUCAGACGAACCACAGAGCAGCUAG